This is a messenger RNA of Styela clava, 1914 nucleotides long. Its product is annotated as pygopus homolog 2-like. The record is from RefSeq and is a predicted model, not a curated record. Lineage: Eukaryota; Metazoa; Chordata; Ascidiacea; Stolidobranchia; Styelidae.
ACUGUUUAUACUAAUAACUUUAUUUGUGUGUUUUCUGUUUAUAGUAUAAUAACAUAAUAUUUAAAAUGCCGAAAAAGAGUUCGAAAGAUGGAGGGGAAACAAAAAAGCGGCAAAGAUUGUCAUCAACAAAAGAUCGAAAUUCAUCUGCCACAUCUCCGGGAAGCAAUGAAGUUUUACUUCCUCCGACACCAACAGCAACACAUCUAGUGGCAUCGAACCCCUUUGAUGACCCACCUUCGAAUGUAAUGAACAAUCCAGGGGGCCCAAUGAUGCAAGGGCCCCCACGUAUGAUGAUGCAUUCACCUUUGCAUAAUCCUGGCAUGACGUCCCCUUAUGGCCCAGUAGGUCAGAGGUCAAAUUGGGUUUCAAGUCCAGUCGGGCCCCAACAGAGACCCACAAGACCAUAUGGGUCUCCUGGUGGACCCAACUGGAAUGGGAGUGGUAUGAUGUCACCUGUGGGGCAUAUGGUGCCAGGUUAUCAGCCUGAUCCCCAAAUGAUGUCACCCACAGAGUAUGGUUACAAUCGACCUAUGAUGAAUCACCCUAACCCCAAUCACCCAAUGUAUCGGCCCCCUCCAAGAAUGAUGGGCAGGUUCGGUGAUGGGAGCCCGCCUAUGAAUUCUGAAAGAAUACCAAUGCCCCGGAUGCCAGGACCUAUGCAUGGAAUGCCACAUAAUAAUGGCAACCCGGGACAAAACAUGCUUGUUGGUCCAGGUGGGCAAAUGAAAAUUCUAAGUAGGCCAAAUUUACAGACUUCCAUUCCGCAGCCAUUGCCAUCAAAUCGGAAAUCUUCAAAUAGUAAGUCAGAUAAAUCAUCCAGAAGUGAUAGUGGCAGUACUACCCCAAAAUCAAAAAGAAAUCAAAAGCGGCCGAGGCCAAAUUGGCAAAAUCAGCCGCAAAUGAAGCCGAUGAUAAAUCAUGGAAAUCUAACGCCCAUGGCUGGAAAUAAGUCUAAUUUGUCUUCACCUGGGAGCGGAGUAGUUGCCCCACAUGCUGUUCCACCUGUGCUACCUCAAACAUGUUUCCAAUGCCAUAAAGAGAUUAACUAUCCUGGAGAAAAUUGUAUCUGUUGCUUAGCUAGCUGUAAUAUUUGGUAUCACCUCUCAUGUACUGUUACAGACACUGCAUACAAUUGUUUAAGAAGCGAAGAACUAGCAUUAUGGGCUUGUGAUAACUGCCUCCGAGUAAAAGAGAUUGAUUCGGUACGACUUCGUGAUCCGGUCGUUCAGACUUAUCAAAUUCUAAUAGCAAUGGAAAUGGUUUGCCUAUAGUUGGCAAAGCAUGAUCUAACAUGCAUUCUUUCUUAUAACAAGAUAAUGGUUACAAUGUAUGUAUGCAGCAUUUGCUGAAUGGUCUGUGAGGUAAAGUACUAUAACCAUUGGAGUUAGCUACCGCAUGAGGUGGAUACCAAUGCAGCAAUAUAACGCCUUUCAAGAGCUGAUAUCAGAGAAAUGCAGUAAAUAUGAACAUUAUAUUGAAAUUAUGGUACCAGAACUGACCAGUAGUAAUUUAAAUCCAUAUUGGAUUGAGUUUACACAUUUUCAUCAAAGCAGAAGCUUCAACUACAGUUACUACUAAGUCUACUUCCGCAGACCACAGGACUUAUUUUGCCCAAUCACAACAUGCAAUACAAUUUUGGGGAUUUAUGAGCAUAUCUUAAUUACAUUGUCCAAAGGGUACCAAUGAACAGAAAGUGUGGAAAACCCUGGCAUAGAUAAAUACUAAUAUAGCAAUGGAUAGAUCAUGUUAUCAAUAUUUAUUAUUAUUCUGAUAAAGAUAUAUAUUAAUAUGCCUACUGGGUGUCAUUCAAACAAUCAUUUAAUUUUUUUGUUAUUUUGAUUGUUUAAAAAUUCCCUAGUUUACAGUUUUAUUAUGUCAUAAUAACGUUUGAAAGUUGUUUCAGUUAAUGAUGUU